AUGACCUGGGGUGGAGCCAGCCAUUUUGGCAAUGGCACGCCAACAAGUUUUGAGCACGAGGACGUGCUAGGUUGGAGCAGCGAAGGGUGGCACGGCCCUGCGGGAGGCCACGACCACAGAUGUCAGAGUAAGAUCUAUGAUUGCCUCGACUUUAUGAACUACCUUUGGAUGGAGGCCUCCGUGGCCUUUAUUUCCGUCAUGGGCCCCUUACAGUCUGCCAUUGGUGGAGGAGGACUCACACUUUUGGCCAUCUGGGGAGCCUCUUUGUGUAUGAUGCUGGCCCCUGUGAGAUGUCGCAGACGCCGGCGACUAUGUGGCCAAGUCCCGGAAAAAAUCUGCAUGGUGCUCUGUCUGACAAGCACUGUCAGUGGAGCGGAGGCAACCCCCAGGCUCAGCAGGGGACCUGGGACCUACCGUGGCAUGAGAAUGAGUGAUGUGGAGCUAUGGGCAGCUGGCCAGCAGACAAUGCGUGAGCAGCUAGCUGCAGCUGAGGCCCGCUGGGUCUUGGAGCUCCCGGUAGAACACAACGCUGCAAUGGCCAGACCUCCAAGAUACGAGACACCGGCUGCACCGCCGGAGCCGGAUCCAGACACCAUGGAGAUCGCGCGGAUCCAUGCCACUGCCUGGGUAGCAGUUCCUUAUUAUGUGGCGGAGGUUGUCGACUUUGAGCUGUGUAUGCCCACCACGCUCCAGCAGAUCACUGAGGCUGUCCAGCAGACCAGUGCCAGGGACGAGAACUACCGCAUGGACUUCGCUCCCACAGUGCCCCAACUUGGCCGGGGAUAUGCGAGCUAUGUUGCGGGCCCGGCUUGGCUCCAGGAGACAAACAAAGUGGUGAUCCUGAUUGAUGCCACAGCUAUCGAUGGAGGCGUCUUCGCAGCCUACGCUGAGAAUCCAGUGACGCGGGAAAACAUUCUCAUGCAUAUGGUGGAAGGAUGGCCAGCCGGCCUCAAUGCCUUCCUGGGUGGAAGCUCCCGCCCUAUGCGAACAGGACAGGAGUAUCAAGCACCUGCGGGCAGUGUGAUCAAAAUCCUUCGCCCAGGAAUGGAGCCCAGAUGGCAGGAUGAGCUGCAACAUAGAUUGCAGGACCCGACCCGGUGGUGCUCUGAAGCGGCUCUGCCACAUGCACUGGGCCGGCUUCAUAUGGUCUACCAGGCUGCGGACGACCAGGUCCUCGAGGAGAUUGAAUCGGACGACGACCGCCCCCUGGAAGUCUCUGCUGAAGAAGCCCUCCGCUAUGAGCAUGGUGACGUAUGGGUUAAGGUCCCUUCGGAGAGAUUGAAUGACCUGGCCCACAUGGGACGUCAGAUUUGGGGACAAGUGGCCGUCUUGGAUGGAUGGAACCAAUUCAGCCCGACCGCCCCAGUUAUCUUCACCGACCUCAGAGGUCUUGCCCUCUUCCCGCAAUGGACGCAGCUGGAGGGCCGGGUCUUCCGCCCUGUCGAGUUCUACGAAACCUUGGGGCUCCCACCACUACUGGGAUGGACUCUGUUGGUGCAAGGCGGAGAACCUAGGGAUGAUGGGGAAAAUAUUGAUGUGGCCAGUGGCGAUGUCCUCACCCUUUACCUUCAAAAAGAGGACCAAGACGAGGAUGAGGCAACCGACGGAGAGGAUGGCGAUACGGACGAGGACGACCCAGAUGGUGAGUCUGGCCGUGAAUCAUCCAGUACCCACGACUGUCUACCCAGCUCGAGUGAGCUCGGGCCGCCGAGCCCAGGAGUGGAGGAUGGCCGGCCGCUCUUUGACCUGUCAAAGGUUACAUUGCCACUGCCCCACCUUUGGCAGGCAGUGGCGCCACUGUUCCAGCCAUGGUCGGGUAGCUGGAUGUCGUGGGAUCUACAUGAAGUGGAUCUUCAUGAAGCUGCUGAGAAGGAGCUCGCGAAUACGAUAAGUGUGGAGGAGAUGCUGGUCGAGCCUACAACAGCUCUGCCCGAGAUCCAUGUCUACACGGAUGGCUCUGCGGACGAGAAGAAUCGGGUCAGCGGCUACUCGGCGGUGAUCCUGAUGAAAAUUGGAACAGCAGUUGCUGUAUUCGGCAUAUUGGGAGGGCAACUCCUAGGCAACAGCUCCUCCCCUUGGCCGCUGCAUGGACCUGCAGCCCUUACGGCGGAGCAGGUGGCGGUGGCUGCUGCACUGCUCUGGGUGGUGCAAGCUCGAACUAUGCUGCCCUACCUAGAUUGUUGUAUCUAUGUCGACUGCUUGGCGGCUGGAAGAGCGGCCAAUGGGCAAUGGGCUCCGGUGGACGACCUGUCAGAGAGGAUCCACAACUUGGAGCUUAUGAUCAGGGAAACCCCUGGGGUAAGUGUCCGAAUCGAACAUGUUAAAGGGCAUUCAGGAAAUGGCUGGAACGAACUGGCUGAUGGAGUGGCGAAGCGAGCUGCCCGCGGAGGAGACAGAUUUGCAGAACCACCGACAAUGGCAUGUAAAGCCCUUGUGGAGGCCAACCUGGAUUGGCUAAGCUUUGAGCUGGCUGCAAAAAAUCACGGAGCCGUGGAGGUUGUGGAUCGCUCCCUCUGUUGGUCGGAGCAGCCCUUUGCCCCUUUCCAAUUACGACCUGAACAGCUUGUGCCUCUAACAGGGACAGGUCCUGGCCAGCAGGAACCUUCGACUGGGGACUUCCGAGUCAAGGUGUGCACCAUGAAUGUGCAAGGGCUGGCGGGCAACCUUCGCUACAUGGAGGAACAGUUCGAGUCGGGAUCCUACCAGGUGGUGAUGUUGCAGGAAACCAAAAUGCCAGGAGGACAGUGCCAGAGCCAGCGAUACUUCCGGCUCGCAUCUGAUGCCCAACGCCAUUGGGGCACGGCUGUGUGGCUCAGUAAGACUUGGGGAAUGAUGGAGAUUGACGGUGUCCCGGUUCUGCCCAAGGAGGAGGAUAUCACCAUCGUCUGCUCCUUGCCACGACUGCUAAUCGUGGUAGCUCAGGUCAAGGAAGCCAAGAUUGCCUUUGUGUCUGGACAUUGUCCUCAUGCAAACAAGCCUGAAGAAAGAGACUCCUUCCUCCAAGUCUUGGCCGCCCACCUGGCCAAGCUCAAGAAGGUCCAACUUUUGAUUUGCGGCAUUGACCUCAAUGGGAGAUUGCCGGUCGAAUGCCCCCACGUGAGCGGAAGUCUGUACUACCAGGAGUCGGACGAAACUGGCGAAAUGGCCGCACAGGUGCUGCAGGACAGCGGUGUCUGGGCACCAUCAACAUAUGCCGAUAUCCACGUUGGGGACUCAGCGACCCAUUGCCAUCACACUGGUGUGGAGAGCUGUAUCGAUUACGUCCUCAUUGGGGGACGUGCUCGGGUCCAGCUGGCCAGAAGCUCUGUGGACAGAGAAAUCGACAAUGGCAGUCCCAAUGAAGAUCACAGGACAGUGGCACUGGAGUUCGCCGGGACCCUUGCCAGCGGAAUCGCCCGCGGCAGAAUAUGGAGGCCAAAGUAUGACUUGGACAAGCUCAACAGCGCACAUGGGCGAGAGAUCAUUGGGCACAUGUGUUGUUCAUUCCCACAGCCACCGUGGAGUAUGCAUCCUGACGAGCACUGCCACAGGCUUGAACAGCACAUCACUGAGACACUGCAGGUGCACUUCCCAAAGCCCAAAAAUCCAGGCCGAGCGUCCUACAUUCCAGACCAAGUUUGGGAAAUGCGGCGACAAAAGAACGACCUGCGAUGGAAAACAAAAGGGAGGAGACAGCAGGGCAUGACCCUCGCCAGAAAAUGUCUCCUUUUUUGGCGACAUGGCGGCCAGACAGGACCAGGACCCCACUGUCGGCGGCACCAAAUCCUCUACGACGUUGUGGCGGCGGCCAUCCGCUUCGCCACUGCGCGCAUUCGCAGGUGUAUUGCAACGGCCAAGGAUCAGUUCCUACGCCACCUGGCUGCCCAUGGUCCCCAAGAUGUGGCAGCGAUCCUGCAGCGGGCCAAAAAGGCAGGGAUGGGGGCGAAGACCAGACAACUGGUGAGCAGGCAGCUCCCGAAGUUGAUGGAUCCGACUACGGGCCAGGAGACGCAAUGCGCAGCAGACAGGGACAAGGUCUGGCUCAAGUUCUUUGGAGAACAAGAAGCUGGACAGAUUCUCCCGACUGCCCGGUUUCUGCAAGAGGCUGCCUGGACGCAGAACAACCCCAGGGAUGAUUGGGAUUGGCAACAUUUGCCAAGCCUUCGAGAGAUAGAAGGGGUACUGCGUGCCACGGCGCGUGGAAAGAGUGCUGGCAUGGACGGCAUCCCCAGUGACGCCUUGUGCGUACAUCCAAGCGAGUUUGCGAGGAUGAUACAACCCCUCUACUUGAAAUCGCUUCUCAAUGGGCGACAACCCCUACAAUGGAGAGGAGGCAUCUUGUACGAAGCGUACAAAGGGGCCGGCGAACAGCAUGCUGUAGCCAACCAUCGGAGCUUGUAUAUUUCAAGUUUUCUGGGCAAAACCCUGCACAAGGUGAUGCGAGCAAAGGUCAAGCAACAGCUCGAUGACUUUCUCCACCCGCUGCACUGUGGCAGCCGGCAGGGUAUGCCCGUCCUCUUCCCUUCUUUGUUCGUCAUCGAGCACCUGAGGCGCUGUUCUCAGCGACGCCUCAGCGCAUCAGUGCUUUUCGUCGACACUCGAUCGGCGUACUACCGGUUGGUGAGGCAACUGGCCGUUGGAGAUCUGAAGGUCGACCGAGCGGUGGAAGAGCUGUUCUACCGUUUCGGGUUGGAUGGCUCAGAUGUUGCGGACCUUCGUGAUUUGAUCCUUGAAGGAGGAAUGUUAAACAUGGCUGGGAUUCCGGAGCCCAUACGAGCGGCCGUUGAUGACUUCCAUCAUGAUUCCUGGUUCACGUCGCGGUACACGGAUGCCACGGCGGUGUGCCGCUCCACUGCGGGCUCCCGACCAGGAGCGUCGUGGGCGGACACGGUUUUCGCAGUGAUAUAUGCUCGCAUCCUCUAUCGAGAGGCCUUUGAUACAACUAGCGCCUAUGCUUUGCUGGCGGACGACCCCAUGGAGCUACUACGGAAGGCUAGGAGGGCCUACUUCGACUCCGGCCGCCCUGAACUGGAGCUGGCCGACUUGGGAGAAGCCAUUCAGGUGGUCCAGACCUACAAGCACCUUGGCUGUAUGGUGGACAUGGAGGCAGGCCUCGGAUCCGAAGCCCGAUAUCGAACGGCCCUUGCCACGGCUGCCUACGACAAGGCCAAGCAUCUUCUCCUUCAAAACCAGGUAUGGAUUGCCAAGGGCAAGCAAUGGGAGCGCAUGAGUGAUGCCUUUUCAAGGCAGGUGCGACGCUUGCUUUGCCGUGAAGUCAAGGGGCCGGACAUCUUCAAGGUACCACUCCCCCUUGCCCACUGGGCAACUGGAUGCUGGCCUUUGGCCAGCUUUGCGAGGAGGAGUCGCAUCUCGGCGCUGAUUUCUCUGGCCCGUAAGGGCCCCCCCAUCUUGUGGGCGAUGCUGCAAAAUGAGGAUGAGUGGUGCGCACAAGCCCGGGACGAUCUCCAUUGGCUUGUAACCACAAUCCAGGGUGAGUGGCCGGAGGUCAACGGAGCGGCGUGGCCACAAUGGUGGCACCUACUUCGGUCAAGCCCACAGCUCGUUAAGCAGCGGACAAGGCGAGCCAACGAGAUCGACUUCGGCAUCUACAAGGAGCGAGCGGCGGUCGACGUCUGCAAAUGGUACCUUUACAAAACACUCCCUGUUGAGGUGCCAAGAGAGGCCGCGACGGCAAGCUGGACCUGUGGCAUAUGUGACAAAAGCUACAAGAAGAAGUCGGCUCUGAGUGUACACUUCUUCAGUGUGCACGGCAGACAGGCUGAGUACCGAUUCUUCAUUCAAGGGACCUGCUGCCGAAGCUGCCAAAAGGACUUUCGAACGAGAGGCCGAUUGGAGGAUCACCUCCGCGCUACGCCCAAGUGUGUCCGGGCUUUGAAGCGACACUACCGCCCUUUGGAGACCGUGCCCCCUGGCUAUGGGAGUCGUGGUCGACGCAAGCAUGAGGCGGAGAACUACUCGCCGGCUCCGCCCACUCAAGGCAAUGAGCCUGUGGAAGAUGAUGGCGACGAGGUGUGGAACCCGUGGCAGCGUCUUCUACAUGAGGGAUUGUGUGAUGCUCUGCUUGGCGACCUCGAGCACAUCGAGAUUAGCGGGGUCAUCGAAGGCCAUGCCAGGCGGUACCCGCUCUACUUCGAUGAGAUCCAGGCGGUCUUUGACUACCUGAUCUCGGAGAUCAAGCUAGUCCACGAGGACCGCGACAUUACGCAAUGGACGGAUGCCCAAUUUGAUGAAAUCUGUGCAAGUAUCUCCCGGCUGUGCACAGAGGGAUUCCAUGGAACUUCGAGGACUCAGCGAGAGUCCCAAUGCCUGAUGGGGAUGGCUACGUUCCAAAAAGUGAUCGAGAACUUCAACUGGUGUGAAGCCUACCAGUGCCUGAGGGACGACAACGGGAAGUGCAAAGACGAGCUCAGCGCAGUCGUGGUCAAAGCGCCCGCAUGGCGGCUGGAGGGUCUCGGGCUCAUAGCCUGCUUUGGUGGUGUUCUGCACAUGGACGACGCCGAGCUUCGGAAGCUUUUGGAGGAUGACAGCACAGGUCGGUCGUUGCAGACGCCCUAUUGGCCCCACUGGCUCCACUGCCACUGGGUAGCGUCCACUGCCACCGCCGCCAUCAAAGGUCUGCCCAUCCCCCGCAGCUUUCGGAGCUCUGAGGAGGUGUACCUGACGCUGGAGGAUGGCGGAACGGUCUCCCUGGACUGGUGGAAGGGUGUGGCCCAGGGGCGUCCUGUCGCUCUGGUGCUACCGGGCAUGGCGAACAGCAGCCGGAGCAUUUACAUUCGCUACACCAUGGACCGCUUGUACCAGGCGGGAUUCCAGCCCGUCGCCAUGAACUUCCGUGGCGUAGAGCACCUGGAGAUUACUUCGGCCAAGUUGGGCUGUGCAGACACCUGGCAGGACUUACCCAAGAUCAUUGACAGUAUCCAGGCCACGUGUCCACAGCAGCCCAUCUUUGCCAUCGGCUUCUCAAUGGGUGGCACCAUUCUGGCCAAGUACUUGGGCGAAUUUGAGCACCGCUCUCGAAUCGCUGCAGGUGUUAUCGUAUCCUCACCAUUGGCGUAUCCGGGACAUCAGCUGGAGCUGGAGCAAAGGAAGGUCUUGAGUUUUCUCAUGGCCCAGCCGCUGAAGGUCUGGCUCUGGAAGAAGCGGGAUCAGAUUGCAAAGCUUUGGCCGAAAUGCGACAUGGGAGAGGUCAUGAAGAGCACUUCGCUUCUGCACGUUGUCGGCUACAUGCUCGAGCACCAGGGGUACCACACACCGUCCGACUACUUCACGCUGAACGAUCCCGAGCCAGUGCUUGGCCGGAUCAAGUGCCCAGUCCUCAUCCUAGGCGCCAAAGAUGACCCGUUGAUGUCCCCGGUGCCGCGCGAGACGAUCGCCCAGAACUCCCGGUUGGUCCUUGCGGAAACAGAAGGUGGAGGCCACUUGGGUUGGGCCGGCUGGGGCGCUUUCGGCCCGCAGAUCUUCGGUGCCUCCUGGGCCGACAGCAUCGCCACGCGCUUCCUCGCGCGCCAAGCCAAGCUCUCCGUCCCGGCGCCACGCUCCCGACUGUGA
Symbiodinium sp. CCMP2592 is the source of this 7548-nucleotide messenger RNA. The record is from the annotation of a GenBank genome assembly. Lineage: Eukaryota; Dinophyceae; Suessiales; Symbiodiniaceae.